Messenger RNA from Anopheles coustani, 960 nucleotides. RefSeq names its product antigen 5 like allergen Cul n 1-like. NCBI's taxonomy places the organism in Eukaryota, Metazoa, Arthropoda, Insecta, Diptera, Culicidae. The record is from RefSeq and is a predicted model, not a curated record. The transcript has 3 exons. The coding region runs from base 1 to 786 and encodes 261 amino acids.
AUGGCCAGUGGAAAGUGCGUGUGGAUGCUGCUCCUGUCGGUGCUGCUGGCGGCUGCCUUGAAGACGACCGUGGCCCAGGAUUACUGCGAUCCGGACCUCUGUGAUCCUGGCGACGAUCACAUCGGUUGCAACAAUCCCGGAGGAUUCGUACCAGGCUGCCAGAAGGCCAAAAAGAUCGAAAUGUCCGACGAGUACAAGAAGAUCAUCCUGGAUGAGCACAACAAGUACAGGAGUACCGUCGCGACUGGAGGCGUUAAAUGGCUGCCAAAGGCCAAGCAGAUGGUCACGAUGAGCUGGGACGAUGAGCUGGCUCAGUUGGCUCAGCUGAACGCCAACCGGUGCACGCAGAAGCACGACCAGUGCCACAACACGGCCAACUUCCGCUACUCGGGCCAGAACCUGAACCACAUCAAGACAUUCGGUGCCGGCGACGACAUCGGUAACAUCCCGCAGGUGAUCAAGGACCUGAUCUCGUCCUGGUGGGACGAACGAAAGGAUGUACCGUCCCGUAUGAUCGACAGCAUGUACGACCCGGGCAGACACACGAUGGUCUUCCACUUUGUCGUGAUGGCGGCUGAAAAGGCGAACAAGAUUGGCUGCGCACUGUCGCAGUGGUCCGAUGAGGGCAACCCCUUCCUGUACCUGGUGUGCAACUAUUCGUUCACCGACAUUCAGGGCCUUCCGGUGUACAAGCGGGGCGCGCCGUGCUCGGGAUGUACGACAGGAUGCAAUCCCGACUACGCCGGUCUCUGCAACGCCGACGAACCGGUUACGUAUCCGUUCUAGUAAACUGGAACCGUUCUCCACGCUCUUCCCGAAGGACUCCAUCUCUCCAAAGCACCGUUUACUUACGCUUAUGUUUGGUUUCUCUUUUUUGUACUGCGGUGGCCUGCGCAAGGCAGGACUAGCAGUUCGAGAGGGAAUCAUUUGUUUCACAGGAACAAAAUGAAAUAAAGCCAC